Messenger RNA from Drosophila hydei, 405 nucleotides. RefSeq lists its product as uncharacterized. NCBI's taxonomy places the organism in Eukaryota, Metazoa, Arthropoda, Insecta, Diptera, Drosophilidae. Bases 20 to 340 code for a protein of 106 amino acids. The transcript has 2 exons. The record is from RefSeq and is a predicted model, not a curated record.
CGAUACGACAGUGUACACCAUGAAUAUUGGAACGCUUCAAAUAUGGCUGAUAGUUGGUACUCUCCUUUCACUACUCUACCCAACCAACGGAACACCCUGCCUGGGAACCGCAUGCCCUGACUUUGACAUUGGAAAAGCUGUCCAAAGGGCACUAUCGCAAACAGCUAAAGCUUUUGGUGACGCGACUGGAACUGUUCACGAUACUGUGACACAUAUUCGUGAUUCGGUCUAUUCCGGCAUUUUAUCUAUUCCGAGACUAUUUGGUUUCGUUCCCAAUGGAAUUGAAAAUAAAAUUUUCAUUAAGUCUUCGUAUAUGAACACUGAAUUUGGUAAUGCAUAAAUGAAUGUUUAUAGCUGAAUGCAUGCCGCAUACCUGACUUAAUAAAGGCAAAUGUUUGAGUAAUA